UAUCCAAGUAAAGCUGGCCACAGUGAUGCUUUAUAUCAGUGGACGAUUUCCGGAGAAGCGUUGGACAAACAGGGAGCCCCAUUCAUGAAGAAAACAGGAAAGGGGGGGACAAUCCCAGAUAAAUAAACGCAAGGGAAACUGUCUGGGGCAAGAUGAACAGAGGAGACAGAAGGGGAGAAACUGAGCAAAUUAAACAUCUGCUUUUAGGAUCUCAGCUGGAAAUGUAGUGCGGAUAUAAUGCAAAACAGCAGGACAAGUUCCGGUGGAGGUGCAGACAAAUUGGCAUGAAUGUACCCCCCUCUCCACCCCCCACACGCCUGGCCCCUCCCUCUCUCCCAUCAUUGGCUGGCUGGUUUCUAAGAAGGAAUUUAAAAAGGAGACAUGGCUUUUGCACAGCUUAGGCUCCUAGAGGACAAGAAGACUGAGAGGCAUCCCAGGCCUUCCCGCUGCUGCCUGGCUGAACAUGCAGACGUCUCAGGCUCUUUGCUCUUUCUGCAUCUUCUUCCAAGUCUUCCUUCCCUCCGGGAGAGGCUGGCAAGAGCUUAAAAACGAUGCCACGGAGAUAGUCGUCCCCGAGUUCCCAGAGAAUACUGAGCCGCCAGCAAAGCAACUGCACACCCAGAACGGCAAUGACACUAUGAACAACCGGCCGCAGCAAGGAGACAGGCACCCCCAGGUUGUUCUGGGCAGGACAGAACCAUUGAAGUUCAGCUGCCGGGAAAUGUAUUCAACCCGCUAUGUCACUGAAGGCCCAUGCCGCAGCAUCAAACCAAUCAGGGAGCUGGUCUGCUCUGGUCAAUGCCUUCCAUCCCACCUCCUUCCCAAUUCAAUUGGCAAGGGGAAAUGGUGGCGGCAGAACGCUCUGGAUUACCGCUGCAUCCCAGCGCACAAUCGUUCCCAGCGCAUCCAGCUAGCCUGCCCCGACGAGGACAUUCGGACUAUCAAGAUUAGAACCAUCACAUCUUGCAAGUGCAAACGGUACACCCGUUCCCACAACCGGUCCCAGCUCAAGGACUUCAGCAAAGAGACUGCCCCGCCUCAGAACAACAAAAAGUCACGCCUCUCCAGGGCCAGGGGCAGUAAGGCCAACCAGCCGGAGCUCGAGAACUCCUACUAGCUGAGGGCCUUUGGCAAGGCCCAGCCUAGAAGCGGAGUUUUUGUUUUUGCAAGACCCACUUUCCCCUUAUUGAUGGCAACGGGAUCAAAAUGGAACAGAGUGAGCAGGGGCGGGGUGAGGGGUGGCCACAGCCACAGUUGCUGCCCCGGCUGGAGGUUCAGAGCUGAUGCAGCCAAAAGCUCUCAGACUCUCCUUGAGGUAGUUGGAUGAGAGAGGUGUGGGGGGGAAACAGGAUGAAAUUGAGCUGGAGGAAGCAGCUCUGAGCAGAGUUGCUCAGAGGUUAGCAAGGGGGUUGUGCGACUCAAAUGGCCAAAGGGGUUGGGGGGGGGCUCAGUUGCACCACUACAUUCUUCAAGACUACCUUGUCCUUACUCUGUUUGACAAAGGACUGGCACCUCUCUGUGAAAGCAAACAUACAUCAAUUUAGAACUGAGUGACAUCUCUAAGGGUGUGUGCUCACCUGCACACCUUCAAUUGCUGUGCUUAACACUUUGCUUCUUCGUGGGUUGCGCAUUAAUGUGUUGUGCCGCAGUGUUGCCUGAGCUAUGCGCUUUGUUCUUUGUCAAUGGUAUAUAUUUGCUUCCUCUUCCCAUGAUCUAUUGGGCUGCACUCCACAUUGGUCAGGAAAAGGGAGAGUUUAAAAUCCAUGCCAUAUUGCACGGUGCCAAAUGUAUAUCUCUUCAUAGACAGCUAACUGCAGGGGCAAGUUACAUCAGGAAACGAAAAAAUGGGGUCGCAAAACCUUGAAAAGGCAUCUCUAUUAGGAACAGCAAAAUAGGCAGCAGUAUGCAAAUUAAAAAACAAACAGAAAAACAUCAGGGGUGUGUGUAAAGGUGGUUGUGCACACAAUCAUCUUUAUAUAUAUAAAAAAGAUAUUAAACCCUUUGAUGAGAGCAGAGGGGGAUUGUGGAGAAGCCAUGUGAGGCUCUUCCAAAGAGCCAUUGCUAGCUUAUUCUUAUCAACGUCUCAAUAAAGCAUGUGCUUGAUAUAUUUUUUUCUAGGAAACGGAGGACUAUUUUAUUCAUUAUAUUUUUUCAGGGGCAUCCAUAAAGUGUUUUGACACAUAAGUCUCAAAAUGUAAAGUGAUCACAUGGCAAGUACAUGUUGGCCACAGCCAUCUCAUGUUGGAUGGACCACAUCUCCUUGCCAUGUCAUGGCACCCGCCUUUGCCAACAUACUAUGUGCAAAGCAACUCUGGUUUAAAUUGUAAAGCACCAUAAGCUAGAUAGACCAAUGGUCUGUCUCAGCAGAAGACAGCUUCCUAGGUUCCCCAAUGAGAGGUCAUAAUAACCAGAGAACCCACACGCUGGUGUGGGAGUAAUGUCUCUCUGACACUUCUCAUUUUGGAAAUGAAGCUUUGGCUUCUAUAUUCCAUGCAUCCAGUUGAGGCAGGUGCCUCUGAUAUCAGUGAGGCACUGAAUCCACUUUCAGCACCUUGGACAGCUCUUUGAAAGUUUGCACUAACAACCGGAGUGGUUUCACUGCCCGACUGACAUGGAGCCACCAGCCGCCACUGAUGUUCCUACACAAGGCACAGAGGUGGUCAAAGAGGAGCUUUGCCAUAGGGAUUGGAACCACCAUAGGAAGCACGAUUCUGACAUUUAGCACCUGCAGAGCCACUUUGCCAACAAUGUUUGUCCUACAAGGGUGUAGAAAAGAAGAAUACAUGCAGGGCUGGUAUAAGGGUCAGCAUAGUUGGGAACCUACUGAGGCCCACACACUAGUAUGGGGUUCACUGUGUUGACUCCCCUCCCCUCGCCCCUUACCAGGCUUCUCCUUCUUGCUGUUGCUGCCUGUUCACCUCCACUCUCCAAGCAUGAGAUGAAGCAGCUUUGUCUUCUCUGUCUGGGCAAAGGAGCAGAUUAGAUCCAGAGGGAGGAGGCAAGCUUAUGGGCAGUGAUGACAGUGGCAAGGGAGUGGGCACCUUGCCCAAGUGGCCCCUCAAAAUCUGGAGCCAACCCUACACACAUGUAUAUUUUCCUCUGCAUAUCAUCGUGCGUGGAAAACAACACUGCACUUUCCCUACAUGGAAUUAUGAGAUCACUUCAACUUCCAGAUGCAUGCCAGGCACACGCAUGUGUCAAUUUCACAAAUCAUUAUGUCCAUCAACUAAUGCUCCCUGCCCCCAUCUCUGUGGGUAAACUGUUGGGAAUCCCAACUUUUAAAAGAAACAGGCAAAGGCCAAAAAAAAGUUUCUAGUCCUCACAGUGGCAGAUUUAUUUAUUUUUGAGGGGAGGAGUUUUGGAAACAAGAAGGCAAUUCAAAGGGGAACCAAAUUCAUUUGCUCUAGUAAAGUGGAUUCAAUCUUGUCUGUGAAAACAGAUUUCUGGCCUUGACCUGGAUAUACUUGCUGUGCAGAAAUUAGAAAUCUGUUACGCUUUUCAUGAGUGCAGUGUUUAUCAACAGGUGUCUCACCCUCUUCACAUAAGGAGCAAGCCUGGCGCUCCCUUGAUCGUCUGGACAGUUCAUUCAUUUUUAGGAUGCCAUUGAUCUGAUCCGCCUCAGUAUAGUGUGUUUUGUCCAUUUACCAUCUUCUUCUCCCACUCUAGCUGUAUUACAACCACAAUGUUGUUUUUAAUCCUCAUUGUUAAUAUAUAUUUAAGUUUUAAAAGUUGUUCUCUGCAAUGAUGAGGUCUAGAAAACCUAAUUUUAAAAUGCUGAGGAAGACCUUUUCUCUGGGUGAUGCAUAACAGCAAUAAUAAAUACAUAUUAUAAAGAAUUUCCAUUGCAUUUACGGUGCUGUGAGCGGUGUUGAUCAUCCUUAUAAAACCUUUGUGCAAGAUGUCAUAGACGUUCUCAUAUUGUCCAGUACAAGCUGUAAGUCUCACUGUAUUGCAUGGGGCUUUCUCCAUAUGUGUUUAGGAUUGCAUCCUUACAUUCCAAUCAUAUAUAUGUCUACUCAGAAGUAAGUCCUACUGAUUUCAAUGAGGCUUAUUUCUAGGUAAGUGGAUAUAGAACUCCAGCCUUAGAGACUGUGACUGCACGCAGUGGAUUUAUGACAGCCAGGAUUUGGACCCAGCUUUCAGUCAAUAAUAUAUAGUAUACUACCUACUGGAGAUCGAUUCUAGAUGUCCUAGGGCUCAUCCAAAGAGCUUUGAAUGUGCUGUAAAUUCUGCUGCAUUGGAAUUAAAGGAAAAAGGAGAGAAAGGCAACGAGCUACCCCCAUCUUCAAUUUCUGAAAUGAGCAGUGCCCGGGCCUCAAGCCUCCUUGGAGGUCAUUCCCUUAUCCUGGACACCUUUUCCUUAAAUCCAGAUAUGUGAGACUUAGUUAUUCAGUGGUAAGAAACAUGCACUGUGCAUGAGUUCAGAUGCACUUGGUUUCAUGUUCCCUGUACAUUUAGCAUUCCCAUAUAUCAACAUCUGGAGGGCCCAUACAACAUCUGUGCCCCUCCAAAUGUUGUUGCACGCCAAUCCUUCUUUUAAAAAAUCACCAAUGUAAACAUGCUGGGGUUUCCUGCUUGAAUGUUAUGCUCUCUUGCCAAAUGUCCCUGCCCUGUCCAGAGGGUGGUGAAGUAAAUGCAUUCUGCACAUGCUUAUUGACUCAAUCUUUUAAAAAGAAUUACCUCUCUUGUUCCAAGGGACAAUUCAGAUAUUGAAAAUAAAUGCCAGGACUAAGCCCUAUGCUCAAAGUAAGCCCUGUUUUUGUUUUUUUAGAAAACUGAGAUAGAAUUUAGGGCAGGGCUAGGAAACCUGUGGCCCUCCAGAUGUUGAUGGACUCCUAUCAUCGCUGACUAUUGGCCAUGUUGACUGGGGCUCAUGGGAGUUGAAGUCCAACAACAUCUGGAGGGCCACAGGUUCUCCAGGCCCGGUUUAGAGAAAGAGAAGUUCUCUUCAGAUUCCUUUCCUUUGUCCUUGAGUUUACACUGUUACUGGAAAGCCACUAGCUGUAUAUAUACUGUAUGUGGUUAAGCUGCAAAUGAUAUCAAGACAGAAUUCAGAUCUGGGUACAUCCCUUCCCUGAUUGCUCCUGCCUCAUUAUUUCUUUGACUCGUGUGAUGUGUGGCCUUUUGGAUUUUGUUUCCACUAGCGGAUUUGGCAAUGAAAAAGCUGCAUUUUCCAAGAUUAAAACAGCAUAUUUAUUUCCCUGUAAAAAGUAUUUAUGCAAUUUGUUUCUUUGUCUUUGUUUUUCCUCCUGUAGCAAGUGGGCAGUUGUGCUCCUCAGAUACUUAGCCUGAUGUUUCAGAGUUAUACAGAUAUAUUCCUAAAGGUAUUAAAUUAAUAAAGUC
Molecule: messenger RNA, 5343 nt
Organism: Rhineura floridana
Lineage: Eukaryota; Metazoa; Chordata; Lepidosauria; Squamata; Rhineuridae
Gene: SOST
Product: sclerostin
Exons: 3
Coding region: 464-1117 (217 amino acids)
Biological process (GO): negative regulation of Wnt signaling pathway; ossification; negative regulation of BMP signaling pathway
Molecular function (GO): BMP binding
Source: RefSeq, a predicted model, not a curated record